Molecule: messenger RNA, 5571 nt
Organism: Sorex araneus (European shrew)
Lineage: Eukaryota; Metazoa; Chordata; Mammalia; Eulipotyphla; Soricidae
Gene: HEATR9
Product: HEAT repeat containing 9
Exons: 15
Coding region: 1-1653 (550 amino acids)
Source: RefSeq, a predicted model, not a curated record
AUGGCGUUUGAAACAAGAGUUGGGGCUUUUGACUUCUCCAGGUCAAUGGUCGAUUAUCCGUGGCUGGACUACCCAGAAAGGACUAAAGAGCUCAGGAAAGCCAUGGCGCCAGUUCACCUACACUGUUCCCACUACCAGCCGAAAAUGGAAGAGUUCCCCCCAAGUCCUGAGCGCUGGCGGAAACUCCCCAACAUGCCUGGAGCGGUGCCUCACUGCUAUGCCCACACACAGGAGCGCUACAUCGAUUGGUACAAUAUGUACGCCAAGGACCAAAAGGCCAGCAAGAUGCUUUGGAAAAUGAGAGAUUACCCCAGAAAGUUGCCCGUCAUGAGAUACAGGCUCUCAGGAGCUGAGGAUUCCCUGAAGCAGAAAAGAUUAAAGGAACUCACCCAAAGCCUGACCUCACCCCUUGAGGAUGAGCAGUACUAUGCAGCCCAGGCUCUGGGGUGCCUGGGCAUCAGAGACCAGUUCAUCAUAGAGGCUCUGCUUUGGGCGGCCCACAUCGGCCCAGAGAGAGUGAAGUUCGAGUCAUGUCGAAGCCUGGCCAUCCUGGGUUGCCUGAAUGAGACUGUGGUCCACAUGCUCAUCAAGCAGCUCAAAGGGCAAAAUGAGUUGCGAAGGCUGGACACACUCAGAGGGUUACGCGUGGCACUCAACUUCUGGAGCGCUGUCCCCAAAGACAAGAGGCAACAAGUGUGGAAUGAAGACAAGCUGGUGUCUGUGCUACAGAAGUUGGUCAAGAAGCUUUCAGGCGAGGAAGCCUUGGAGGCCGGCUUGUGCCUGGGGUUCUUGAGGCCCUGCAGCAGCCGGGUGCGAGAGUUCCUGCUGGAGUGUCUACAGCAGGACCCCAAGACCAAGAUGAAGGCACUCCAGAUGCUGGUGCAGAGACUGAAGGUGAAGUCAGAAGUGGUCACCAGGGCCAUCCUAGACCAGAUGAACCAUUCUGCUGUCCUCAAGCACCGCAUCGAAGCUGCCCACAUGCUCAAGACAAUUGGGCUGGAACAGAUCCAGGCCCAGGGCCUAGAAAGACUCACAUUUAACAUGCUCUUGAAGAAGACACAUGAUGAACCAUUUCUGAUUAUGAGACAAACUGCAGCUGAAACAGCACAAGACUUAAAGAUGAGGCCAGCAAUGCUGAACUUGAUGGAGCCGCAACUGCAGAACAAAGACCCUGCUAUCCGCUUGGAAGCAAUCAUCUCUUUGGGUGUCCUGGGGAUCCGCAGUCAGCAUGUCUUCUACUUGCUUCUGGACCUGUUAGAUACGGAAACAAACCAAACCGUGAAGAAGCAUCUACAAGAAACAUUAAUUCUGUUGGCCUCCGUUGAUCCCUGGGUCCAAAACAAGCUGAAAAACAAGGUUUUCUUUGAACAUGACGUGACACCUAAGCCCAAAGUAUAUGGACAUCACAGGAGGCAAAAGAUCCUAGAUGAGACCAAGUUGCUGGAGGAGUCAAUUAUCAUCAAGUUAACACAUGCAAAGCUGAAUCCCAUCUUUAUUGCCAAGUCCAGUGCCACAGAGGACCAACAGGAAAGGCUGAGUGUCGAGAAAGAAUCUACCUUCGACUUCUCAACCUCCUCAUUUAAUGGUGUUAUGACUCCAAGACAAAAGUCAACAUCGGCCACCACAACCUGGGAGCCAAAGACCACCAGAUAGCUCUGGACCUUGCUGAACUUCCAGAAAGUUUGGUACUUUGCCUACAUUUUCUCCCGGAGGUGGCUUUCUCAGGCCCCACUGAGACAACAAUCUAUACUUGUGUGAAUAAAUGAGUGCCACACUAGCUAAUCCGCUGAGGCGUCUCUGUCUCCUCAUUCAUAGGUAUGUGCUCCUUCCCCUCAUCCUCAUGUCUUUGGUAACACUUAGAGGACUCUGCUAGAAUUCAAACACAGGCUGGGGAGCAUGUCAGGCUGUACUAUCUUCAGACACUCAGAAUUUAAAAAAAAAAAAUUGUAGCUAAGGUACUAUGGUUACAAUAGCAUUUAUUCCUUUUUGUUGUUGAAACUUUAAAUAGCACAAUUUACAAAGUUGUUCAUAAUACAGUUGUUUCAAGUAUUCAAUGUCCCAAUACCAAUUCCACCACCUUUCCUUCACCAAUGUCCCCAGUUCCCCACUUAUCCCCCCAAGUCUGCUCCCUGAGCAGGCACAAAAUAAUUGACUUUAUAUUGCUUGUUAUAAAAUAUUAUCUCACAAUGGUGUUACUAAAGUCAAAUUUUGUAUUUACUGUUUAGUAAGCUGUUUAGUGCUAGCUGAGUCAUACGUGGUACCACUUUCAGUCACUGAGCUUACUGGGCAUUCUGCACAACUUUUCCAUCUAAUCUUCUGGGCUCCAGUCAGUACUGUGAAGUUUGGAGAUGUUACAGUCUCACACUCCAGGAGCUGUGGAACUGGGAUCAUUUAGCAGUUUGGCAUCUCUUCGGAGAUUAAUCGAAUUGUGAAGCUAGGCCGCUUUCAUGCUGGAGGGUUAGGUGUGGGUGGGGUGCUCGGUCUCUUGGCAAGGUGGAGACUCAGCCUUCCCCCAUCCUUAGAAGGCUCCAGAGAUCUCAGCCUGGAAACUGGGUCACCAUGGACAACUCAGAGGCAACAUCUAUUCAAGAUUAGUUCCACGUUUCAUUUUUUUUUUAACCUUUUGUUUUGCUUAGGAUCACAUCUGCAGUACUUAAGGUUCACUUUUAGCUCUGAGAUCAGGGAUCACUCCUGGCAGGGCUUGGGAAACCAUGUGUAGUGCCAAGAACUGAAUCCAUGUCAACCACAUACAAGGCAAGCAUCCUACCUCUGGUCCCUCCAUCCCCAUUUCUUAACCAGUAAAUAAACAUGCUCAAUUCUUAUCCAUUACUGGCAACAUUCAGGGGUUACUCCUGGCUCUGUUCUCCAGAAUUACUCCUGGAAGACCAUAUGGGAUGCCAGGGAUCAAAUCCAAAUUGGCCAUAUACAAGGCAAAUACCUACUGUGGGCUAUCUCUCCAGAUAUUAUUCAGCUUAUUAAGAACUUUCCACAAACCUUUCCGCCGCUGCUGCCGCACGAGCAGGAUCGAGGAGGCCAAAUGAACUAUUUUGGACACCAGCAGCCCACUGAAAUGCCUCCAGACUGGGAACGAGCCUCUACCCCAGGCUGCGACAGCGGGGAAGGGUUUCUCUCUCCAGGCUUUUCCAUCACCACAAAGGGGAGUAAAAACUUGCAGUGAUGUAAUUUCUGGCAGAAUUUUCCCUGGACUUUAUACAGAAAUCCAAAACCUAAUAUCUCCUAAUUGUCAGCAAUAUGAAAUGGUUCUUUUUUAGCAGGUCGGACUUUGGGGGAAAAAUCCAAACAAUAAUGGUCUUUUAUUGAAAUAUUGAAGGUAAUCAAAGUAGCAGCCGUUUCUCUAGUCUGUGAACUAAGCCAUAACCCCACGCCGGCCGAGUUGAGGAAAUAUCCUUCUUUCUCAGAUCUCUUCCUUUCUCGGGUAGAAACGCGGCGUGGCAUCAGCCAUAUUAUGGUGUCUAUUAAGCAGGCACAAACUUGGUGGCGCGGGAAUGGGAAAAAUUAUGUACUUGGAACAGUGGGACACUUGGGCAGUCUCGGGCCGGGGCCGAUACCAGAGCACGCUACACUGAAAUUCCACCCAGGUAGCCACACUUUUGUGCGGCCACUUAGCUGUUGAUCUAACAGAAUUCAGAAACCAACUAGACUACUUUUGGUCCCAGAAACUGCUUACAGACAUGCUGCUAGACUGUCAACUAAGCCAUAGCCCCACGCCAGCUGAGGACAGGAAAUAUCCCUCUUUCUCGGUUUUUUUUCCCUUUGUCGGGUGGCGUGGCGUCAAUCAUAUUAUGAGGAUUACUAAGCAGGCACGAACUCGGUGGCGCGGGAAGGGGGGAAAAAAAAGUUAUGUACUUGUAACAGCGGGACUUAAUAUCUCUUCAUUCUCAGCAAUGGAAAACUAAUUAUCAAAUGCUUCCUUGGCAGUAGGACCGUCUUUUUUGGGGGAAACUCCAACAACAAUAGUGAGUUUUGUGUUGAAAUAUGGAAUGUAAUCAAGGUAAAGAGAAAACUAAGUGAAAUUUAUCAGUUACGCGGGCAGGGGCGCCGGGGGGGCGGGAGGUAUACUGGAGUUUUUGGUGGUGGAAUAUGGGCACUGAAGGGAAGGGUGUUUGAGUAUUGUAUAACUGAGACAUAAGUCUGAGAACUUUGUAACCUUCCACAUGGUGAUUCAAUAAAAUAAAUUUUUUAAAAAAGGAACUUUCACAAACCCAGAUGCCUGUUUAAUUACCUUAUCCAACCUCUAACCACCCUUCAUAAUCAAGAUUCUAAACCAGUUGCUACCAUAUCCAUUUUUACAAUUUCUGUUUACUUCACUACUCCAUUUCAAUUCUCUACCAAGGCAACGACUGGUACCCACCUCUCACAAACCAUCUGGCAUUACCAGGAGAAACAUUUUUUGGUUGUCACACUAGGGGGUGCUGCUUGGCAUCUCAUGGUCAUGAAUGCUACUAAACACUCUCUAAUGCAGAGCACACACACCAUCAACACAGAAUUAUCCAACAUAGUAUCCAGGCUUUAAAACAUUGUCCUAAGAUAACUACAGCCUCCAUUUUGCCAAAUACAAUUAUGCUGUCUUGAUAGUACUUGACCUGUCUUGAGCUCUUUGAUGCCAUUAGUUUUGCCCUCAGUAAUCUACUCAUCCCUGAGCCAGAGAGAGUACAGCAGGUAAGCCAUUUGCUUUGUACACAGCUGACCUGGGUUUAAUUCCCAAUGUCUCAUAUGGUCCUCCAAGUCCCACCAGGAGUGAUACCUGAGCAAAGAGCUAGGAGUAAGUCCUGAGCACUGCUGGGUGUGGCACACCCCAAAGCAAACAAUAAAAAAUACUCUUCCCUGAACCUAUUAUUGGCCAUUUCUGGCUUAUUAUGAUCCUAUUCUAUUGUCUCUUACAUCUUCAGUAUUUUUUCAGGAUUCUGUUCUAGAGUCUUCUUUUGUUGCACAUUGUCUAAUGACGUGAUAUGAUGUGAAAGUGACAGAGAGGCAGCAUUUUAGGUACAAGAUCUAAGACCUGGAAUAAGAGCAAGAGUGUCAGUAAGGGAGGAUUUGACCCAGUGUCAUUCACAGACUAUAUAGCAAGCAGACAGGCCCAUUGGGCAGUCAAUGAAAAAGCAUCGUGUCUAUCCCAUCUAGUAUGAAGGGCAGACCACAGAAUUUCCUGAGCCUUAUACAUUCUCUACCUCUUGAAAGAGAAAGGACUCUGAGAAAUAUCUGAAGAGAAUCAUAGAUUCUCAUUAUAAAUCUCUCGGAAGAGAGCAGCCAUGCCUCCAGAGCCCACGCCAGGCUUUCAUUCGGGGCAACCCGGAGUGGGGCAGGUGAAGCCCCUCCCCGCCCCAACAGAGCCAGCCCUGGCAGCCAAAAACCCCCAGAACUUAACCGCCACCAUGCUCACAGCCACUUUCCACACGCUCGGGUCAAGCCUCACCCAUGAGUGAACCUAUUCCUGGAUUGUGCAGCCGCAAAUGCAACAUCUCAUACCUCACACCACUAAUGUUCCAAGAGUAGCACACCACAUUUGAUGGGAUUUAAAGCAGAAGGCAACCAAUCUUAGGGAGAAAUAUA